AUGCCUCAACAAAAUCCAGUAGUAUUGGCAAAGGUGUCCGAACUCCUUAAAACAGAAGAUGAUCUUGCCAAGGUGGAAGCACUCACGCGCAACUUACGCAAAGAGAAAUCCACCAUUGAUUCACAGAUCAAGAUUGAAGAAGAGCGUGGUAUGGACAGUGUGCAACGAAUGAUCAAUCAGAUGCAAGCGGCAAAUAAGCACUUAAAGGAAUUAGGGUAUAGUGUUCAAAAAUUGGACGAUUUACAAAAGGAUUCAACGUCCAAUAGCGAGGUGUCUGCCGUUUUCGAUCGGGCUGCAACUGCUUUGAAGAAUUUAACCGAUGUCGAGGAGAUCUACAAUGGAUUUAAGACACUUGAAGAGAAGAUGAACCUAAUUGAGGCACUUAUGGCCAUCGAGUUGCCGGAAGGUAGCGACUAUUAUUCAGAGACUUCUAGUGGUGAUAACCUUUUAAUUAUACAUUACGAGCUAACAGCUCUUCGAGAUUUCAGAGAUAAGAUCAUUGCUUUGGGCAUGAGGUCUUCCCCUGAUGUGCAACAGGCUGUGGACAAAUCAUUUGACCGUUUAGAUAAGUUGAUUGACAACUUUGAUUAUAUGUUGAGCCUGGUUGUGGAUGGGUUUAUUGAUAUCAUUGGAUGCGAAAAUUAUGGGCUGGUCAUUAAACUCGUCAAGAUCAUCCAGUAUGAAGCUAACGAGGAUUUAAAGUUUCAGUUGCUGGAUAAGAUUAUGAAUAUGAAACAAGAGAAUGAAGUGGUUCCCAACACUUCGCUGAAUGUGAAACGGUCCGAACCUCGUAGAUAUAUGGAGAAGUUUGAGAAUGACUUCCAAAGUACAAUCAAUGCAUCGUUCAAAAACUUGGCCGAGGAUAGCGAGUAUGGUCAGAUGUUAAAAUUACUUGACGAAAACUACUAUGAUACCUUGGGAGUUUACUCCGAUGCUGUGGAAAAAUGCUUUCCCUCAGAAUGGCACUUCUUUGACAAGAUAUUGAGCUGGAACCAAUCAAGUUUGCGAAAGAUAUUCCUCAAAAUGUUGGAGGAUCAGUCUGUAGCAAACAGUGUUAUCGUUCAGAUACUCAACUUUGAGUAUGAAAAUAAAAAGAAGUUGAAGGAGAUUUUUCACAUCUCCAAAGAACAGUUGAAGAUAGUGGGAAUAAUUACCGACGCAAAGAAGGAUGAGCUACUUGAGUCGUGUUUGAAGUUCAACAACAGUAAGACAGACGAGUGGAUCAAAAACUCGUUGAAGUCUUCCAUAACGUUGUUCCAGACUAGAACCAAGGAGCCUCCCGAUUCUAAAGAUGAGAAAUUGGGCAUCGAGUCUGCUCAGAUGGUUGUGGAGAUCCUCCGUUCGAACAUUCAUGCCUUGGCAGAAUUGGGUGAUUCUAAAGUGAUGUUGAAGUAUCUUGAUUUCUUUGCCUCCAAAAUUAUGAAAUACUACUAUGAUCUUUGGAACCAUGCACUGGACGAUGAGGUAAAGAAGUGGACAUUACCGGAAAACGGAAAGGAAGACGACAAGAAAGAAAUUGAUCCCACUAUAGGAUAUAUGCCGCGGUAUAUUACGGUAUUAGCAAAUGAUUGCGUGAAAUUAGUGGAUGCAUUAGACUCACAAUUCGGUGAGGUUAAAAAACUUGUGCAUGCAAGUUUCCAUGAGCAGGUAGAUGAAAUUGCAGGAAGGGCCAGUGGAUAUGCUAUUGACCUUGGCAUUGAUUGCUUGAAGAAGUUGAACGGCUUCAUUGUUGUGGAAUACCAGCCCUUCUUGAGCGAGGUAUUCUCAAAGCAAUGGUAUAAAUCAUCAAGUAUGAUUGAAUUAUCACUACAGAUCGUUGAUGAAUCAUAUAUGGGACCAUUACAAGAAUUCUUACAACAAGAGUUAUACAUAUCAUUGUUUGAGAUCGUGUUUGAUCAAUAUCUACUAUCAUAUUUAAAUGCUCUCUUCUUGAAACAUUCAAUCAGGGAAGACAAAUUUGCAGAUAGAAUUGAAAGAGACGGCAAUUUGAUACAACAGACAUUCUCCAAUUAUGAUACGGCGGGUAUAAUUGGAGAUCAGCUGUACAUAUUGGAUAUUUUGAUCAACAUAUCUACUUGCGACCAUGAAGACGAAUUUAUUGAGCAAUGGAAAUCGGCAGUGGAAGUAUUUAACGAUUUACCGAUAGACUUCCUACAGAUUAUACUUGACAAUAAGGGUAUACGCGAUUCCAAGGAGAAUAGUGUUUUAGAAAGAUGUCUGGCGAUAUCCAAGCAGUUUGCUGUGGCUAAUGGCGAUAACCAAGCGCCAACCUUCAUGUCUGACUUUCAUUUUCAUUCCGCUAGAAAAUAG
Messenger RNA from Brettanomyces nanus, 2310 nucleotides. RefSeq lists its product as uncharacterized. Lineage: Eukaryota; Fungi; Ascomycota; Pichiomycetes; Pichiales; Pichiaceae. The transcript has a single exon. The coding region runs from base 1 to 2310 and encodes 769 amino acids. Gene Ontology annotation, cellular component: exocyst. Gene Ontology annotation, molecular function: SNARE binding. The record is from RefSeq and is a predicted model, not a curated record. Gene Ontology annotation, biological process: exocytosis; exocyst localization.